AUGUAUGAAGUACAUGUUUAUAAUGCAAGAUUUGGUCAUCUGAGAAACUUGAUAGAUGAACUCAUUUAGAGCAUAGUAUAGACAUAUAGAAUACAUGUGCAAUUAAAAUAUUAAAUGAUGUUAGAUUAGCUUCAAGUUAAUAAUUUAAUAUUUUAUAAUAGAGUGGAGUAACACGCUUAUAAGUUUAUGUAUCGUGUGUCAGAUUCGUGCUUAGUUAUGUAAUUGAUUUCUAAAUUUUAUUUAAACUCAAAUAUUUUUAAAAGUAAUGUUGCUUUAAAGAGACAUUCUAAUAAUUGGAUGUAUGUUGCACACAAAAUAAAUACUUAUUUCACUGGACUAUAAUCAUGUCUGUAAAUAAAGGACAAAAUGCUAGAGCUUUGGUUGAACCACUAGCUCUUGACUCACGUACCCUUGGUGAUGGAGAUUUAAGUGCAUUAAGCCUAUCACACAACAAUGAACAAUAUUCAACUAAUGACUUUGAGGCAUUUGCAAAUAUUCAAGCUGAAUUAGAAUGUAUGAAUGCUGAGGAAGUUAUGACAACGGAUGAGGAACACAUAAUAAUUGAACGCAAUAUUGAGACUGAAACAAUUGUACCUGAUGUGGAAAUGACUGAAGUUUCUGAACAAGCUCAAGAAGAACAUAUUAUUUAUACAACAGCAAAUCAGAUUAAUCAAAAUAUUGUGUUCCAAACAAAACCAACAUUACAGAGGCUUCCUGCAUCUACUGUACAGGUAAAAUCAAAUGUUGGCUCAGCAACACAAAGUCAAUCCAUUAUGAUAGUUUCUCCAGCUGGUGGUCAAGGUACUAGCCAGAUUCUGAAAAUUUCUCACCCGUCGUCAGCAUCAGCUGGUCAAUUGCAGUCAUUAGCACAGACACUUAUAGCAAAAUCUGCUGAUGGCAAUAUAGUUCAAUUACGAUCAGCACAGUCCAGUAAACCGGUAAUGGCAACUAGUCAUUCAGGAAACAUCACAUUAGGAAAUGUUCAGACAGUGCAGUCUGCUGUUAAACGAACUGCACAAAAUACCCCACAAAAUCGAAAUGUAUAUACAAAAAUGAUACUAGCUGGAAAUCAAACACAAUCAGGGCAAGUCCUUAUAACUAGUUCACAAAGUGAAAACCAACAGGCAAUAAAAUUUUUAAAUAAUAGUGUUUCCAAUCAAGAUGUCACAAGUCCAACAAAAACUAUAACAUUGGCACAAGCACAACAAAUGGGAUUACUUUCUACAAAUAAAGUUCAACACAUUUUACCCUCAUCACCACAGAAACAAGGAAUAAUUGUAAAUAAGUUAGUGCAAUCAUCGAGUGCUCAGCCCUCAAAAAUGACUAUAGUUCCAACCAGUACAAUAAAAUCUCCAACAAAAAUAUUACCUGCUCCAACUUUGAGUUCACAAGUUAAAACGUCGACUAUUUCAAGUCAGCAAUCUACAUUUUCUACUAGUAAUAAAUCGUCAGUGCAGCAAAGUCCUCAGAAAGUGAUUAUACGGCAGAGCUCUUUGAAACCUGGAACUGUGCUUGGAAGUGGACAAGUUAUUAGGAUACCAGCUAAUCAAAACAUUGUAACUGGAUCUAAUCAAGUACAUCAAAUACAAAUGCCUGGAAGACAAGUGCAAUAUGUAAGAUUAGUUAGUACUCCGUCAUCAGGGACUACGAACGUUGUUACCGUAGGUAAAGCGAAGUCGCAAACGACUUUGCAAACUGUUGGCGUUAGUCAGAAAAUUGGAGGUCAGCAACAGAUUGUUAAGGUAGUUCCAUUAAAUACUGGUAAUCAGUCAUUACGAACAGUCGCACCUAAGGCUACAUUAACAAGCAGUGGUCAAAGGUUAUUAAUUCCUGCAACUGCUACAGUAGGUAAUCAAUCAAAAAAUACGGUAGCUAUUCCAGCAUCGGCUUUAAGUCAAUUAGCAUCUGGGCAAGCUGUUCUUUCAACCAAUUCAAACGUGGGAAAUAUUGUAGUUCUACCAGCUCAAUACAUUCAGCAACAGACGUCAGAUGAAGUAAAAUUGAAGUCUCAACAAGCUACACCGAGUUUACUGGGUAAUGCACAAAGCUUACAAACUUCAACAGGAAAUUUAUCUGUAGGGUCUGUCAUAGAAAGUAAAACAUCUCAGAGAUCCUAUACAAGUGUCGAACCUAAUGGAAUUAGGCCAAGGAAACCAUGUAAUUGUACUAAAUCACAAUGUCUUAAACUAUAUUGUGAUUGCUUUGCAAAUGGAGAGUUUUGUCAUAUGUGCAACUGCAAUAAUUGUUCCAAUAAUCUUGGGAAUGAAGAGGAAAGGCAACGUGCUAUCAAGUCUUGUUUGGAGCGUAAUCCAAAUGCUUUUCGUCCAAAAAUUGGAAAAGGUCGUGAGACCGGUGAUGACAUUCGUAGACAUAAUAAGGGUUGUAACUGUAAACGUAGUGGAUGUUUAAAAAAUUAUUGUGAAUGUUACGAGGCUAAAAUUCCAUGUUCUGCUAACUGCAAAUGUAUAGGAUGCCGCAAUGUGGAGGAACCAAAUUUAGAAAAAAAAUCUUUGAAGGAUCUUGCAGAAGCAGCUGAAGUUAGAACAACACAACUAACAUUAAAUAAAGCGAAACUAUUAUCUGAAAUGGCUUUCAGACCACCAGCUAUGUCUAAUACAGGAGCAAGACAACCAUUCAAUUUCUUGACUGACAAAGUAGUUGAAAUAACGUGUCAAUGUUUAAUGGCUCAAGCCGAAGAAGCGGAACGUAACAUGUUUGAUGAUGAAACAUCUCAAAGAUUAAUAAUUGAAGAAUUUGGUCGAUGUUUAAAAGAAAUCAUUGAAUCAGCUCACAAAGCUGAAGCUACCUAGCAGGUAUAUCGUGAAAGAUUUAAGAACAAGAAUUUACAAAUGAUUGAAACAUACUCCGAAUUAAGAAAUUUAGACACAUUGGUUAUUGGUACUUCUUAAUUUAAUAAUUUGAUAUAAAACUUACAAACGUAUUGUUAAAAACACUAAAAUGUUACAUACCAAAGAUAAUGGUAAAAAUAGUAGUUCAUAAUACAUUCAACCGGUUAUUGUCUUUGCUAAAUUAAAUUUGAAGAGAACUAUUUAUAUUUACAUAUAUAUAAUGAUUACAAAUACUAUUUCUUAUAAUGUAACCUAUGAUUAAAUGCAGUUUACGGAGCUUAUUAAUUUUGUAUCAGUAAAAAUCUGACAUAGAAAUUCUAGAUGCUUACAUAUUAAUCAAUAGUUUGACUAAUAAAAAAGAAGGAAUUUGAAAUGACAUGGUUGAAUGUAAUGUGGCAGUCAACGUUGUAAUGUGUGUAUAAUGUAAAGCGAUGCAGAAAAUUUUUAUACCUUUGUCAUAUAUUUUUGAAGCAUUCAUACGUAGUAAAACAGCAUAGUUUGACACAUCUGUUAAAUCAUACGACAAAGAUAAAUUUUUAUUUUGCCAUGUAUUGCAUGUACUUGAUUUUUCAGUUACCUAUUUCUGUUAUUCUCAAAAUGUAAUAAUUUCGUUAUAAUGAAAAUUAUUAAUCUGUAAUAUUAUUAAAUAUCGUAAACGCUUAA
This is a messenger RNA of Megalopta genalis, 3512 nucleotides long. RefSeq names its product protein lin-54 homolog. NCBI's taxonomy places the organism in Eukaryota, Metazoa, Arthropoda, Insecta, Hymenoptera, Halictidae. Gene Ontology annotation, cellular component: nucleus. The record is from RefSeq and is a predicted model, not a curated record. Gene Ontology annotation, biological process: regulation of DNA-templated transcription.